Prosopis cineraria is the source of this 775-nucleotide messenger RNA. RefSeq names its product aspartyl protease family protein At5g10770-like. Lineage: Eukaryota; Viridiplantae; Streptophyta; Magnoliopsida; Fabales; Fabaceae. Bases 275 to 673 code for a protein of 132 amino acids. Gene Ontology annotation, biological process: proteolysis. The record is from RefSeq and is a predicted model, not a curated record. Gene Ontology annotation, molecular function: aspartic-type endopeptidase activity. The transcript has a single exon.
UAGAGGUAUCUUCAAGGGCACCGCCGGACUGCUCGACCUCGGUCGUCGCGCUAUCUCCUUCGUCCAACAAACUGCCCAGAAGUAUGGAAAAAUCUUUUCCUACUGCAUCCCCUCCACCCCCAGCACCAUCGGCUACCUCAACUUCGGCAGGGCGUCCUCCUACAGCAACAUCAAAUACAUUCCGUACCAUUCCAUCUCCAAGGCCGCCUCCCUCUACGGCAUCGACCUCGUUGGAAUCACCCUCAGUGGCAACAAUCUCCCGAUCUUCGCCUCCAUGUUUUCCUCCGGCACCAUCAUCGACUCAGGCACCGUCAUCACACGGCUCCCUCCGGCGGCGUAUGCUCCUUUGAGAGACGCGUUCAGGAAAUUCAUGUCUGCGAGGUACCCGAAGGGGGAAACGGAUGACUUACUGGACACAUGCUACGAUCUGAGUGGCAACAACACUAUUUACAUUCCAAAGGUAUCAUUGACGUUCGGUGGUGGGGUGAACGUGGAGUUGGACAUAGCAGGGAUUCUGUACAUAAUUAGCAUAAGGCAAGUCUGUUUAGGGUUUGCUGCGAAUGAAAAGGAUGACGAUGUGGCCAUUAUCGGAAAUACACAGCAGAAAACACUGGAGGUAGUGUACGACAUUGAUGGUGAAAAGAUUGGGUUUCGAGCCGGUGGCUGCAACUAAUUAAUAAUUGGUCCAGUGGACCAAAAAUAUCUUCAACUUGUAUAUUAAACUCUAUCUUGCUGCUUGUCUGCAACAAAAUCCUUAAGAUGAGUGAGGAAAGUG